Messenger RNA from Oncorhynchus tshawytscha (Chinook salmon), 1246 nucleotides. Its product is annotated as secretagogin. The transcript has 11 exons. Lineage: Eukaryota; Metazoa; Chordata; Actinopteri; Salmoniformes; Salmonidae. Gene Ontology annotation, cellular component: dendrite; cytosol; terminal bouton. Gene Ontology annotation, biological process: regulation of long-term synaptic potentiation; regulation of presynaptic cytosolic calcium ion concentration. The record is from RefSeq and is a predicted model, not a curated record. Gene Ontology annotation, molecular function: calcium ion binding. The coding region runs from base 167 to 988 and encodes 273 amino acids.
AGGUGAGGUUUGGAGAAUUGAUCGGGCCACGUCAAGAAAAGCACCCAUACGUUGUAGUGAACUAGUGCAGAGUAGACUCUCCACAAGGAUACAGAGACAGUAGGCUAUCACCUGAACUAUCAUAAACCGUAUUAAGAGAUAUCAUUUACACUCCUGUUUAUUUACAAUGGACUGCGCUUUUGAGCACUUGGAUGCUGUUGGUUUUCUGGAGAUUUGGCAACACUUUGAUGCAGACGAUAAUGGUUACAUUGAGGGGAAGGAGUUGGAUCACUUCUUCCGUCACAUGAUGACGAAAUUAAGUCCGAAGGAUAAAGUAACAGAGGAGAGGGUCCAGAGGCUGAAGCAGAGGUUCAUGUCAGCCUAUGAUGUCACCGCAGACGGACGCCUGCAGAUCCAGGAGUUGGCCGUGAUGAUCCUGCCACAGGAUGAGAACUUCCUCCUGGUGUUCCGCAGGGAAGCCCCUCUGGACAACAGUGUAGACUUUAUGAAGAUCUGGAGAAAGUAUGAUGCUGACAGCAGUGGAUACAUAUCAGCUGUGGAGCUGAAGGGUUUCCUGAAGGACUUGUUCCAGCAGCACGGGAAGGCUGUGUCCUCCAGCAAACUGGACGAGUACACAGACGCAAUGAUGAAGAUUUUUGACAAAAAUAAGGACGGUCGCUUGGAUCUGAACGAUUUGUCCAGGAUCCUGGCUCUAGAAGAGAAUUUCAUGCUACAGUUCAAAAUGGAUGCCUCCAGUCAAGAAGACAGAAAGAGAGACUUUGACAAAAUAUUCAACCACUAUGAUGUUAGUAACACCGGAGCUUUGGAAGGACCAGAGGUGGAUGGCUUUGUAAAAGACAUGAUGGAACUGGUCAGGCCCAGCAUCACUGGUCCAGAGCUGGACAAACUGAGGGCUAUGCUGCUGGGACACUGUGACGUCAACAAAGAUGGAAAGAUCCAGAGGAAUGAGCUGGCGCUGUGCCUGGGAAUGAAGCCCAAUAAGGCCUAGUCUUCCCCAUGCAGAGAAGACCUCUAACUACUGAUCAUUCCCUUCACUCUGAUACAUCCAGAACACCCAGAACGGAUCCUUCCCCUCACUCUGAUGCAUCCAGAACACCCAGAACGGAUCCUUCCCCUCACUCUGAUACAUCCAGAACACCCAGAACGGAUCCUUCCCCUCACUCUGAUACAUCCAGAACACCCAGAACGGAUCCUUCCCCUCACUGUGAUGCAUCCAGAACACCCAGAACGGAUCCUUCCCCUCACU